CUCGUCUUCCAACCUCCGCUGUGUCCGCCAUCCAUAAAAGCAUCAUGCCGGUCGUCACUGAGAACACGCCACCUCGGUCGGGUCAAGGAACUCCCCCUGAUGACCACGGACGAGCAGACACGACAACUGAGGCGGCCAUGCAUGCCGACGGCAAGCCGGGCAGCGAUACGGCCGUGAAUGCAGCUGCUGGGCCGCCGGGGCCCGUCGUAACCAUUCCUCACACACUCACCAAGGACACGCGAAAGAGCCCCAAGCACCCCUCGUCGAUGGCGCCCAUCCGAUACAAGCAGAUUGGUAAGCAAAGGGGAGUCUCAGUUUGUGUGCUGGUAAUACGUCAUCUCUCUCUCUCUCUCUCUCUGUCUGCUUCUCUGUUUGUGUGUGUGUGUGUGUGUGUGUGUGUGUGUCUUUUUAUGUCCGCCGUGCUGCGACUACAGGGGAGGGCAAGUACAUCAGCUGCCGCCCUGCAGUCGUCCACUUCUGCGGCUUCACUGUCGGCAAGGUCCAUUCGCAGCGUGUGGAGGUGCUCAACACGUCCAAGCACCCCAGGAGGGUCAAUAUUCUCAACCCAUCCGGGCAUAACUUCUCUGUGCAUUUCGACAAGAAAGGCGUCGUGGCACCCGGGAUUGCGGAGGUGCUGCGAGUCGACUUUGCCCCGACCGAGUACUGCUAUCAUCAUGACGAGAUUCGGGUCCAGACGGAGGCUGGGGGGCUCCUCAUCCCUCUGCAUGCUUACCCGGCCUUCGUCCCGGUCGAGGUACCUCGGUUCGUCGACUUCGGAAGGGUGGCUGUCGGCGAAAAGAGGAAGAGACGUGUGCCGCUGCGGUGUGACGUGCCUGUGGAGUUCGAGUACGGUCUGACGGUCGUCUGCCCAUCCAUCGACAUUCACAUUGUCAAGCCCGCAGAUAUGAAAGGUAGACGGACGAUACGAGCCGAGAAGAGCCGAGUUGGGACACAACACAAGUCACUACAGUCCGCCUUUGUCUCCUUACGUCUGCAGGCACCAUCCCAGCAAGUGGCACAGCGGAGAUUGUGCUGUCGUACAAGCCCUCUCAGCUGGGCACCUCUCGCCUCGAGUUUCAGCUGGACAUCGCCCAGCUGUCCUUCGAGCCCCUGCUGAUCGCCGCCUGCGGCUCAUGCCACCCAGGGGUCGUUCGCGACCGGCGCGUGCAGGAGGGGCUGCAGACGAUGCAGAUGCAGACUGAGCAGAGACUGAUAGACCAAUACGAGGUGCCAUGGAGAGAAAGGAGUAGCACGAAGAGACAUGGAUCUUAUUGUCGUCGACUUCAUAUGAUGAGCGCAGGAGCGAGCACAGGCGUUGAUGAGUAGCGUGGACAGGCCCCCCAUGGCCGUGUCGCCCCCCCGACGCCCCUCCCCGCCCCCCGACCGCAAGAUAGCCGGGAUCCGCGUGCCCGUGACGGGCGGCACCAGCACCGCAGCCACAAACUUUGUCCUCAACCAGACGGCGGGCAAGAUUCCUCUGCGUGACCUGCCUUUGCUCAUGGCCGAGCAGCGUGCGAUACAGGAGAGGCGGCGUUGCAGGAUGGAGGCCAGUGGAGGGGAUAUGCUCGGCGAAGAGGACGAAACACAGGAAGAAGACUACGAUUCUGAGGACGCCAAACAGGUGGGCGCCCCAGCUGGAAAUGUAUAAGACUUCUAUUAUUCGUUCAUUUGUGGUGAUUUGCGUGGUGUAGGCUCGCGAGAUGCGCUUCGACCUUCAGUGGCGUGGCGUGCAGGAGGCCGAUAAGGCCAAAGCACUCAAGACGGGCGUCUUCAUAGGCGAGCUGCCGCCUACAGAAGACACACAAUCACGCAUACGCAAUGCACAGGAGAAGAGCUUGCAAGAUGCCCUGGAGAAAAGGCUGCAGGUCGGCCGAACUGCGCGAGACACGGCAUGGCCAGCCGCACAUAGCACAACUGUGUGUGUCUGUUACGCCUAUUCAUGCAGGCGGACAUAGGUCGCACGCAGACCGAGGUGUCCUCCCAGGCCGUUGUGACCAUCGGUGGCUUCACCGAGCGCAUCCGCCGUACCCAGCCCCCCACAUGGGACGAGCACCACACCAACAGCUUCCCUCUUAGACUGCAGGUGAGACGUGCACACAGACACACACACGCUCCUCAUUAACCGGCGCGUAUCAGGUGAUCGAUCGCUUUCUGAGGGCGGCGACGAAGAUUGUGAUGCGCACUCGGGCAGGGAGGCGGCUGCGGCGCCUUCAACACGAGCUUCGGCAGAACCACGUCACCAAUCGGGCGACCUGCCGAGAGUGGGUGGAGUCGGAGACCAAGGCCGCCCUCACGGGCACCAGCAAACGGGACCAGCAGAAACGCGACAGCACUGCGAGCCAGGCAGCAAGUGCGGCGCCGUCGUCAGGCGUCCCCACUCUCGAGAUUGGUCCGCAUCUGGUGUUGCCAGAGCGGUUUCCCAUCUUCUUUACACAAGGGGCGAGCAACACGGCGGCAGCAAAAGGCAAAGGGAAGGAGAAAGGGACCGCGGCCUCAUCGUCGAGCAGCAGCAGCGGCUACGCCAUACUCGAGCCAGUGGACGUCGAGCCCAUUGAUGCCUAUGACUCCUGGGAGCCGAUCGAGCCGAAACCGCGUCUCGACUUCGAAGUCAUGGCCUUGCGGAGCGUUCCCGCCCCUCCUGCCGCCAGCUAUCUCCGUCUGCAGCCCGACAGACAUCCGCUAGAUGGUGCCCUGGAGGAGAGGGGCGUGAGGGGGCCGCGAGGAGCCAUCGAUGAUGGGGCUGAGGAGCCGAUGGCGUUGUCAGAAGAAUGCCUGCUGCCGUUGGAGCAUGACCCUGUGCAGUUGCUGUUGCCGAGGCUGCAGGAGGGGCAGCCACAGAUAGAGCUGCCCACAUGCCCUGAGACCAGCAUCGAAUAUCGACUGCAACAGGUAGGUAGGGAGACACGAGACGCAACCUGCCUUUGAGCGUGUCUCAUCCAUCCAUCCACUGGCGAGACGUGUGUGCAAUCGAUGCAGCCGGUGCCCCUCCGCCACCCGCCCAGACAUGCCCCCCUGCUCCCCAGCUACCUCAACGUGGCUGACCCAUUCCUCUCCGACAUGCACCGACACAGCCGCUCACUCUGCCAGGACUUUGUCGACGACAUCUUCGGCGCAAACAGCUGCCCAGCCGGCGGGAUCGGCUGGGCGGGCAGCGGAGGGGCGGCACCGGAUGUCAUACGGGGCGACAGAGUCGACUGGCUGCCCCAGGGAGGGCUCGAUCGUGACGCGUUGAGCGACACAGAUUCGGACGGCAGGGACGAGGAGUUUGAUGUGAGUGCGCCCGAGCAUGGGACGUAUAUGAAGGAUUAUGUGGCUCAAGACCCGCCCCCGAAGCCGCGCUUCAAGGAGGGGAUUGAUAGCAUGUGGGUGCGGUCGAUGGCUGCAGUGGACGGCAAGCUUGAUGUUCAUUUGGAGGAGACUGCCAAUGUGAUGAAGGAGAGGUGAGUGGGCUGCGUGUCGGAGGCCUGUGUGGUGCUGGUGGAUUCUUUCGCCUGUGUGUGUGUGUGUGUGUGUGUGUGUGUAGGUUGGCGUCUCUGAAUGAAGAGCUGCCUGCAGCGAAGAAGCUGACAUUAGCGUGACAGACGAGCUCAAGUGCGUCGUGUUUGCCUCCCUG
This is a messenger RNA of Vitrella brassicaformis, 3613 nucleotides long. Lineage: Eukaryota; Vitrellaceae. The record is from the annotation of a GenBank genome assembly.